Molecule: messenger RNA, 2142 nt
Organism: Cuscuta campestris
Lineage: Eukaryota; Viridiplantae; Streptophyta; Magnoliopsida; Solanales; Convolvulaceae
Source: the annotation of a GenBank genome assembly
AAUAAUAACUGAAAAAUUUAUUGUUGGAGGAAAAGAAUAUUUAUUUUUUGUGGUGAAUUUAUUAACUCAAUUUCAUUAGCAGAAAAGGGUGCUGUUUUUACGCAACAACUUUACCGAGAUUCAGAAAACGUUGGAGUAUUUAAAAUUUGAAUCUCCUUCCGCUCCCACAGGCAACUCGUUGAAAGAAACUCACACACUGCACCAGAACUCCAUUCCUUCGUCUUAAACAACCCAGCGAAGAAGAAGAAGAAGAGGAUCCGAAGAAGAACUGAAGAAGACACGGGGAAAUGGAGAUCGCUUCAGGUCCUUUCACUUCGUGCACGAAAGAGCAGCAGAAGCUCUAUCAGAACUGGUUUAACUUAGCCGAUUCAGACGGAGAUGGUCGCAUUACUGGAACUGACGCCACCAAGCUUUUUGCAUUGUCCAAUCUCAGUAAACUUCAACUGAAGCAGGUCUGGGCUCUUGCUGACUCCAAACGUCAAGGGUAUUUAGGCAUCAAUGAAUUUAUUACUGCCAUGCAGUUGAUAUCUUUGGCACAAGAAGGGAGAGAGCUAAACGCAGAUCUCCUUAAGACCGCAGCUGGAAUGCGCUAUGUGGAUCCUCCAACAAUGAAUGAUCUCGAUCUGUUAAUUUCUAAUACAAAUGACUCACUGUCAGAAACAAUUCCCGAUUCAAAUGGUAACAAGCUCGAAAGUAAUGGAACUGCACAGUCACAGAUAGCAGCAUCAAUCAAAAUGUUCACUGCAAGAUCUAGAAAGAAGGUCCAACCAACUCUUAGUGCUGUCACUUCAGUAAUUGAUGGUUUAAAGAGGUUAUACAAUGCAAAGCUGAAACCACUUGAAGCUACCUAUCGCUUCAAUGAUUUUGUAUCACCAAUAUUGACGGAAAGUGACUUUGAUGCUAAACCCAUGGUUAUGCUUUUGGGUCAAUACUCAACUGGGAAAACCACUUUUAUUAAGCACCUGCUGAAGUCCAAUUAUCCAGGGUCUCACAUUGGACCCGAGCCAACUACUGACAGAUUUAUUGUUGUCACGUCCGGACCAGAUGAAAGAAGCAUUCCUGGAAACACCAUAGCUGUUCAUAAGGACAUGCCAUUUACAGGGUUGACCACCUUUGGAGGAGCAUUUUUGUCAAAAUUUGAAUGUUCCCAGAUGCCACAUCCACUCCUUGAACAUUUCUCAUUUGUGGAUACCCCUGGUGUCUUGUCUGGAGAGAAACAAAGGACCCAACGGAGUUAUGAUUUCACUGGAGUCAUAUCCUGGUUUGCAGCCAAAUGUGAUCUCAUUCUUCUCUUAUUUGAUCCUCACAAACUUGACAUCAGUGACGAAUUUAAACGUGUCAUAUCAUCUCUGCGUGGUCAUGAUGACAAAAUCCGUGUCGUGUUGAAUAAGGCAGACCAAGUUGACACUCAACAACUAAUGAGAGUUUAUGGUGCAUUGAUGUGGUCUCUUGGAAAAGUUCUGAACACGCCAGAGGUCAUUAGAGUCUAUAUAGGUUCCUUCAACGACAAACCUGUAAAGGAAGGCACUGACCAUAUGGGGAAGGAUCUUUUUGAAAAAGAGCAAGACGAUUUGCUUGAAGACUUGAUUGAUAUUCCCAAAAAGGCUUGUGAUCGUAAGAUCAACGAAUUUGUGAAACGCGCAAGAGAUGCUAAGAUUCAUGCCUACAUUAUCAGCCAUCUGAAGAAAGAGAUGCCAUCAUUGAUGGGGAAGUCCAAGGCUCAAAAACGUCUCAUCAACAAUCUUGCAAAUGUAUUUGCAGAGGUUCAAAGAGAGCACCGUAUACCCGCGGGUGAUUUUCCGAGCGUGGAACACUUUAGAGAGGUGCUUACGCGUUACAACAUAGAAGAUUUCGAGAAACUAAAGCCUAAAAUGAUUCAGGCAGUGGAUGAAAUGCUUGGUCAUGACAUUCCAGAACUCAUCAAGAACUUCAGAAACCCAUAUGAUUAAAAUCGCGCGGGGGAGUUACGGGGCCAUCUAGAGCUUCAAGAAUGAUUGAAGUUAUGAAAUAGUAAUAAAAAUAAUAGCAUGAUCAUCAUAAGCACUGCAUUAUUCUUUAAUUAUUUUGUUUUUUUAUUUUUUGAACUUUUUACUCGUAAUUAUUUUGAUUUGUUUGUUCGUAGGCCUGUAAUGAGUUCUUUAG